Oldenlandia corymbosa var. corymbosa is the source of this 978-nucleotide messenger RNA. The record is from the annotation of a GenBank genome assembly. Lineage: Eukaryota; Viridiplantae; Streptophyta; Magnoliopsida; Gentianales; Rubiaceae.
GGUGAUAGAAUGCGAUAAAAAAGUAAUGCAACUAAUUAGGGAAUCUUCAAGUGUCAAUCUCAAACAUGUGAAUACGCGCAUUAACUAAAUUAUUAUAACAUCUUCUGUAGACUUAAGCCAUAUUUUUCAAACCCCAACCAUGUGAACUUACUAGCAACUUGCUCCAAUUUUCCAUCUAUUUAAGCACACACGCAAUUGUUCAUCCACCAUGCAGGGCAAGCACUUCACAAGCUAAACUUGUUUAAUUUUGGCUAUCAAUCUUUAAGAGAUGAAGCCUUCUUCUUCCAUUUCGAUUGCCCUAGUACUUCUCUUGGCUCUAGUUGGCUUCUUUUCCCAUUGCGAUGCCACAGGUCGUGGGCUCUUGUAUCGACGUUUGUGCCCAAUGUAUGUCGAGGGCGGAGACGGUUGCCCUGACGACCCUCUUCCAAGGCCAGUAGUGCGUCCACCACCGCCUCCGCCAGCAGUAGUCGUCGUGCCGACGCCAAACCCUCCUCCUCCACCUCCAGCUUGGAGACCACCUUAUAAUCCUGACUGCCCUCGCCCGCGGCCAGGGUUCCCAAGAAUGCAAUGCCCUUAGUCAAAAUUUUGCCAUUCAAAUAAAAAAGGGCUAACAAACCCUGGCGUAUCCCUCGAAUUAAUUUCAUGCAUUUUCUAUUUAGUUCAUUUGCGGUUCCAAUAUCGAAUGGGCAGCUAUGCGCGUCCUUUUGAAUUAUGUCUUCCUGGUUGUAUUAUGUUUAUGCGCUGUGCUUUUAGCAGUGUUACUGCUCAAAGUUCGUAAGCAUUUAGCGGUGAAAUUUAAGUUUUGUUUCUCAAUGAUUAAUUAAUUUACGUGUGUUACGGCUUAUAAUAACCAAUAUUGUUUUCACUUUUCAGCAUGGUUUGGAUAGUUUUCAAUUUGAAAAAGUUAUUUCAUUUUACUUCCGUUUACGUAAAUCAUGUGGUUAAAAUGGGUGAGGACGACUAUGUAUGAAGAUUGAA